AUGCCCGCCAUCCAAGUCGAAACCAGUAACGCUGCUCGCGAUGUCGCAAAGCUCGUCGCCCGCGUUACAACCUCAACUCGUAUCGGUAGAACCCGAAGCGGCGUCAGAGUAAUUGGAGGCGGCAUCAUCGCAGCUAUCGUCGUCGGCGUAGUCAUCUUCCUCGCCGUAAUCGUUAUCGGUAUCUGUCUCUUCCGCCGACACAAGACCCAGAGCAAGAGACGUCAGCAGGAGAUGAACAAAUACUACGGCGGCGACGGCCGGUCCAGCAUCGGCACUGACGCCCCUCCGCCCGGCCCUGGCUACGGAAACAACAACACCAACAACGGCUAUGGCUACACCCAAGGUUACGGUCAAGGUCAGAACCAGGGCUACGGAUAUGCGCACAUGGCUCAGCCUGGUGAGGCUGGGUACGUGGCACCGAGCGACGGCGGCGUAGCUCCGAUGGCACCUGCUUAUACCGCCAACCAUGUUACGCACACGAAGUAA
Molecule: messenger RNA, 486 nt
Organism: Colletotrichum paranaense
Lineage: Eukaryota; Fungi; Ascomycota; Sordariomycetes; Glomerellales; Glomerellaceae
Exons: 1
Coding region: 1-486 (161 amino acids)
Source: RefSeq, a predicted model, not a curated record